AUGAUGACAUAUAUUGUGUUUAUUUUAAGUACUGUGUUUGUAGUUGGGUUUGUGGGGUUUUCUUCUAAGCCCUCUCCCGUUUAUGGAGGGGUUGGGUUGAUUAUUAGUGGUGGGGUCGGGUGUGGUAUUGUUAUAAAUUUCAGUGGCUCGUUUCUUGGUUUGAUAGUGUUUUUAAUUUACUUGGGGGGAAUAAUGGUGGUUUUUGGUUAUACAGCGGCUAUGGCUACGGAAUUGUAUCCGGAGGUGUGGAUUUCAAAUAAGGUUGUUCUUGGGGCGUUUGUGUCUGGGUUGCUAAUGGAGGUGCUGUUAGUUUUGUACGUAUUGAAAGAGGGGAGUGUUGGGUUUAUAUUUGAGUUCAGUAGCUUGGGGGACUGGGUUAUUUAUGAUGUUGAGGAUUCCGGGUUUUUUAGUAAGGAGGCUGUUGGAAUUUCUUCUUUAUACAGUUAUGGGACGUGAUUGGUGAUUGUUACUGGGUGAUCUUUGCUUAUUGCGGUUGUUGUUAUUAUGGAGGUUACUCGUGGUGGUUAG
Molecule: messenger RNA, 528 nt
Organism: Pteropus alecto (black flying fox)
Lineage: Eukaryota; Metazoa; Chordata; Mammalia; Chiroptera; Pteropodidae
Source: the annotation of a RefSeq genome assembly